Messenger RNA from Aspergillus calidoustus, 1059 nucleotides. The record is from the annotation of a GenBank genome assembly. NCBI's taxonomy places the organism in Eukaryota, Fungi, Ascomycota, Eurotiomycetes, Eurotiales, Aspergillaceae.
AUGUCUAGUACCCCGCUUGAGUCAGACGGCCUCUUCCAGGUUCACCCUGCCCAAAGCCGGCGAAGAGAGUUUAGCCUAGAUAUUGUCUUCGUCCACGGCCUAGGUGGAAACUCCUAUACAACCUGGACAAAGGGUACGAUUCACUGGCCUAGGGACCUCCUCCCUUCGCUCGAGUGCUUCGAGAACGCCCGAAUUCUCACUUUCGGGUAUAAUACGAGCGGCUUCUUCACCAAGAACGCAGAUAUGGAGAAAGCCCGCACAUUCACCUGCGCGGAAAUCCUCGUUAGUGAACUCAAAAACAUCCGUCGCAGGGGUGCCCAGGAUCGCCCCAUAAUUUUCGUGGGACAUUCCCUUGGGGGGCUCGUUAUAAAGUCGGCGCUUAGACAUGCUAUUCUUCGGCGCGGACUCUACGGCGAUAUUGUGGAUUCCACGAGGGCGAUCAUUUUUUUCAGUACCCCGCAUCAGGGAACGAGCCAAGAAGCAUGGAAGGCCUUCUUUGCGCGUCUGGGACAGUCCAAAAUUGAAGAAUCUAAUGUUAUCUCUGAACUAGAGGUCUGGUCCGAUAUGCUGGCGGAACUGACGACGGAGUUUGCGGACCUGGCAACGCAAAUCAAUAUUACUUCGUUCUAUGAGAGGCGUUUGACAGAAGGAGUCAUGAUUGUGCCCGAGGCUGUCGCAAAAAUGGGCCAGAGGAAUGAACAAUCCCGUGCCCUCGAUGCAGACCAUCUGGAUAUCUGCAAGUUUACCGAAACGGAUGCCACCUGGCGUACUGUCAGUAAUCACUUGGAUGCCAUCGUCGCAGAUAUCGAGGGCCUCGCCGAACUGCAGACCUUGCCGCCUCUUGCCACUCAAGUGGCCAACGACACCAGCCUGGAGCAAAGGUUUGAGAGAUUGGACCGGUGUAGGUGAUCCUAUGGUUCAUUGUGCGCUGCGCCGAGGAGAUAUCCGUUUCUUCGUUCUUUUUUUUUUGGGUUCCCCGGGGCAGAGAAAAAUGCUAGUAUCGUGUUAUCACAACCAACCUUGAAAUCUUACUUUCCUUUUUACUUUUGAUAGGACAGC